UUUUCUCCUGCUUUAAUAAUAGAAUGAAUCUAGUAUUCAUAAUCAAUAUUAUUGGUAACUACCCUUUAUCUCUUGUAAGGAAAAAAAAGAUCAAAGCUAUGGGAAAACAUGAGGAUUGCAAGAGAAAAGCAAUGGCCAAUAUGAAAGGAGAGAAACAUUCUUGGACUAGUCACUAGGUUUUUAAAAUGUGUUCCUGCCAAUUAUUCAGCCUAUUUUUAGGCUACAUUCUGAUGUGUUUAGGAUUCUUAUUUUUUAAUCUAACCAAUUAUAAUUGGGGCUAUUAGUAGAACUUUGUGCAAUGUAUAAAAUCAGCCCUGCAUUUCAUCCACGAAUAGAGCUCGUAUGUCGAAAAUAAACACAGCACAUUCAGAGAAACGUCCGAUGUGAACGCCAUCCUUAAUUUUCCAGGUAGGAAAGAAACAGCACUCCUGGAUACAUUUGGCGUUAUUUGUUGCAUUUAGGCUUGUAUUACGGACCUUUUGAAGAACCUAACUCUUCCGUUAUGUUUAGUCAAAAGAAACUCGGGAUGAGAAAACUACCAUAAAUCUCCUGCGCAGAGGGGGAAUAUUAAUCGGAAAAGGGUUUAAACCACCAUUGCUUGUAGAAAUACGGCGCCACCAGAGAAAGACCGCAGUGGCUGGGACGCCGCUACUGUCAGCAAGGAGAGAAGGGUGUGGUUUGGCUGAGGAAGUUCCGGGCAGCCUCUUCUACGCCUCCGCUGUGCCUCCUGGCGGCCAUUCCGUCGCUUUGCUGCAGCUCACUCCAACUAAGGGCCCCGUUGCCAAUUUAACUGCAGUCGCAGCGAAGGAGGCGCCGAGCGCUCCCGCCCUCCUCCUGCAACUCCCCCUCCGCCGCUUCCCUGCGAGUUGACUCGGCACAGUGAGCUCAGGGCCUGAACUCGGGCCCGUCCCGUUCGUCCCAUCGCCGUCAUGGAGAUGAAGAAACGGAUCCACUUGGAGUUACGAAACCUGACUCCGCCGGAUGUCAAAGAGCUUGUUCUUGAUAACUGCAGAUCAAAUUGUGGUGAAAUUGUGGGACUCACAGAAGAGUUUGUGAACUUGGAGCUUCUCAGCUUAAUAAAUGUUGGACUGCUCUCUGUCUCAAAUCUCCCUAAACUCCCCAAAUUGAAAAAGCUUGAACUAAGUGAGAACAGAAUUUCUGGAGGCCUUGAUGUAUUAGCAGAAAAACUUCCUAACCUCACACAUUUAAAUCUCAGUGGAAAUAAACUGAAGGAUAUUGAUACUUUGGAACCAUUGAAAAAGUUGGACUCUCUGAAGAGCCUUGACUUGUUCAACUGUGAAGUAACAAAUCUAAAUGACUACCGAGAGUGUGUCUUCACACUUCUUCCACAACUCACAUAUCUGGAUGGAUAUGAUCAGGAAGAUAAAGAGGCUUCUGAUUCAGAUGCUGAAUUAGAUGGUUUUGAUGAGGAAGAUGAGGAAGAUGAGGAUGAGGAUUCCGAUGACAUAUAUGAGGAUGAGGACGAAGACGAGGAUGGCGAGGAGGAUUCAUUUUAUGGUUUGUUUGGAUAUGAAGGAGGACAAGAUGAAGACGAUGAAAUUAGUGGAGAGGAAGAAAAGGUUGCCCAUGACAGUGAAGAUGAAGACGAUGAUGACGACGACGAAGACGAUGAAAAGGAAGAAGAUGAAGAAGAGAAUAAGAAAGGUGAAAAGCGAAAAAGAGAAACAGAUGAUGAAGGAGAAGAAGAUGAUGAUGAUUAGUCUUCUGUGUCUCCAAAGGACUGUUCAGUAUUUCUUGGGGUACCCCUUGGAUGAUCUGUGUCUUGAGGAGCACGUGUGACGCACCUGUAGUUCUCCCCCUCCAAGCGCAGCACUCAAAAAAGCCAAAGAGUCGGCUAUUCCUGUGACAUUCCAUUGUACCCUGCAGCUGAUUUCUCCAGGUGGUUACAGACCUAGCCUUCUUGGGCUAGCACCUGAGAGUUCCCAGGCCUUCAUCUCUUCCCAUUGCCCUAGCAAGAACAAGAGUGAUGGGUCAGUCGUGGCUAUAGGGACUCCACACCACCCACUGACUAUACUUCCCUUUUUAAUCUCUGUGCAACAAGGCUUUGUAAAUAGAGUCCUGAAGUUUUGGGGACUGCUCUUCAUGCUUUGCUUUCCCUGCCUUCUUUUUCCUUUUCUAAGCCGUUGGAUAUUUUUUACAUUAGGAUGUUUUAUGCAACAACAGAAAAAAGUAUUUUUAAGAACUUGAAUUAAAUAAACGUUAUUUGAUAAACUAUAAUCUUGCAGUUAUUAUAUUCAGAGAGAUGUGAAAAUGUGCCUUUUUUUUGCUUAAACUUUAGUAGACAGGGUUGUGAAUAUUCUGCAUUUGUGAAAUAAAACAGAAUCUAGAUUCUUUGAUCUAUGAAGGUUGUUUAAGUUAGGUAAUUUAUUUUGCUAUGCAAGUAAAUAAUCCAAGAAGCCCUGCUUCAUCUUUCUCCCCAGCUUCACAGAUUGCUUUAUUACUAGUACAAUUCACAACAUAAGUAAAUUUAGAAAAUUUUGACUUUUGAAGUUAACGUGCUUCCGGGUUGUGAGUGACCAGUACCAGGCUUGGAAGAUUUUAGCUGUUCACAGAGGUUUUUAUCUAGAUGUGUUACUUAUUCAGAUAUUAUUGUUUGUAGCCAAUGAUGUAUUUUUAGCUAAUUUGCAUAAGUAUUUCAAAUAGCAGAAUACCUUUUCCAUUAAUGAUCACCUUCUUUCAGCAUAUCCCAAUAAGGACCAGCUCCAUUACUAUGCUUGCAGUGGUCAUAAAAGCUUUUUUUACAAAGCCAUACUAACAUUAUAAUCCUAUGCUUAUAGGAUAAUAGUAGCUGUUAUUGUGCCCAGAGGAAUUAGCUGCCAUGUGUAAAGGAUUUUGGCUUAAAUGUCCAUGUUUCAAUAUUUGAGAGAAAUAAUACAUCCAGUAGAAGGACUUGGUUGGUAAUGUUUCUCUGAUCAAAAGGUAAAUUUUGGAAUCUGUUUAAAUGAAGUAUCAGAUGUAUUUCUAAAGUUUCUUUAAAUAGUUUUUGCAAUCCUGCCAAUCAGCAGUUUUGUUGUAAGAGAAAGUUCUAAUUCCAGCCUUACUAAAAAGCCAUUUGAUUGAAUUUCAGCUUUAAGGGAAAGAGAGAGACAUACAUGGAUUAAAACUGUUGAGUUAUCACUUAUGGCAUGUGUGAUUAAACAAUAGUAAAAUGCUCUUGUAGACUAGUAACUGGAUUUACCGUAGUUACAUGGUUGGUAUAAGUAUUAAAAAUGCUUAGCUUUUCCAAGACCAUUCCUUGUAUUUAUUAAGUACAUUCUUUCAUAUGGGGAUAUGUCCCCAAUGGCAUUUCAGUUUCCUUGCUUUUAAAUCACUGUAAUAGAAAAAAAAAUACCACCAUCCAUAUAUCUUUAAAUAUAGUUAGGCGCUAUUUAAUAAAGCAUAAUCAGUUUGUCAUCACUGUAUAUAGAUUUUUCUUUUCUUUCCCUCUGCCUCAGAAAGCAUACAUGACUGAAAUUUUGGUCUGCAUGUACUAUUUCAAAAGUGUUUUUAAAAACAAGAGUAAUUUUUAAAAAUAACUUUCAAGUGCUAAUUUGUUUUAUACAAGUUUGGUAAACAGAACAAAAAGCAGUAUAUAUACAUUUUUCAAGUAGAUUUGGGAUUUUUCAACCCCUGUAAUAAAUGGCUAACAUUGAUCAAAGCAAUACAUAAAAUAUGCAAAAAAAAAUCAAAAAGCACACUUUAGAAAUGCAUUUUAAACCCUCUCCCUUUAUCUUAAGCUGACAAAUACUUUAAAUAAUUUAUUUGCCUGUAAACAAGAUAAGAGAGACAAAUUUCCAAAUUGCAAGCGAUCAUCCUCCUUAAUCCAAGAAUAUAUUUCACUCUUUUGUUUCCUUAACUGGCAGCACUUCUACGUUUGCCACAAAAUGUUGUGUUGUAGUUUCCCAAACAUCUAUAAGCUCAUAAUGUAUUAAUAAACAAGAUGGACUUGUACCAAUUAGUUGUUUAAUCUACAUUCAGCUGUUUCCCAAAAAUACAAAGUGGGGGUAUAUCUUACCAUAUAUUCGAGAUUAGUUACAGAAAAUAGUAAUUCUAUUACUGUCAGCCUUACAAGGUAGCACAAAUCAGGAAACUGACCUAACAGGAAGGUUGCAGCUAUACUCUUUGUGAUUAGCCUAUAGAAGUAGAAUCUUGCAAUUCUGAUUGUGUUUUACUUCUCCAUGUUUUAUCACUCUUGCCUCUUUUCCCCAAGAUCAUCUCUCUGACUCUGCAAUUAUGCUCCAUGUUUUAACUUCAAGACAAGUUAUAAUUCAUCUGGCUAAUCUCCUAAAUAAUUGGAAAUGUUUUAAUGUCUUGAUCAUAACUGUAACAUACCAGUUGUUUUAAAGGGUACUAAUUAAAAUCCCAUGAGCACUUAA
Molecule: messenger RNA, 4376 nt
Organism: Thamnophis sirtalis
Lineage: Eukaryota; Metazoa; Chordata; Lepidosauria; Squamata; Natricidae
Gene: ANP32B
Product: acidic nuclear phosphoprotein 32 family member B
Biological process (GO): regulation of apoptotic process
Cellular component (GO): nucleus
Molecular function (GO): histone binding
Source: RefSeq, a predicted model, not a curated record